This is a messenger RNA of Ascochyta rabiei, 3174 nucleotides long. RefSeq lists its product as uncharacterized. Gene Ontology annotation, cellular component: catalytic step 2 spliceosome. Gene Ontology annotation, biological process: regulatory ncRNA-mediated post-transcriptional gene silencing; negative regulation of RNA catabolic process. Gene Ontology annotation, molecular function: protein binding. The coding region runs from base 1 to 3174 and encodes 1057 amino acids. Lineage: Eukaryota; Fungi; Ascomycota; Dothideomycetes; Pleosporales; Didymellaceae. The record is from RefSeq and is a predicted model, not a curated record. The transcript is spliced from 2 exons.
AUGGUCGUGGCGGCCGGUCUUGGUGGCAGCGCUGGCCUGCGGUCGCAAAGCUCCAAAAAGACUUCGGCGCUAGGCGACUUUCUACGCAUGAGUGCGAGCGUGCCCAGGUUCACAAGCUUUCGUCCCAAGCCCAAGCCGCUAGCACCACCACCACCACCUCCUCCGGAGAAACCUCGGGAUCAAGAGAGCAAACACAAGCACCACACAUCAUCCAGGCACCGAGUCAAGACACCGCCGCCGCGCGCGACGCAAGACCGCAAGCCUCACGCCAAUGCACAAACGUCCACGUCCAGAGCCUGCUUCAGCGACCGCCGAGGUGACGCCGACAUCAUCAAGUAUGGCACCCUGAACCCCUACGACGUGCCCACCUAUCGCCGCUGCGGCUACGGCCAUGUCCUUGGCCUUUCCGGUCAAAAGAUGGACCGCGAGCACUCCACCGAGAAGAACAUCUGCAUGACACCGCUCGUGCGCCAACGACAAACCCGAUGGCUCACCGACAGACACGCCAUCAAAGCGAGCAAGCGUGCACUGCGUCUCGUCAAAGUCGCCGAGGCUUCUCCUUUCGAUCAAGAGGCUGCUUUCAUUUCGCUCUCUGCCACCCGCAAACGAAAGCGAGUCCCCGAUGCUGACUGCGAAUCUGACCGAAAUCUGGCUCCCGAGCUGGACUAUCGUGGCAUGGCCGAAAAGCUCGACCCUGACAAAGCUGAUGAUCCAGACACGUACUACGAGUCCGACACGGAGGCCGCCAGCGCCCACUCGGAGACCACCAAGAGGAAUGCUGACCUCAUCCGAGCCACCCGGGACAACCCACACGACCUCCAGGCCUGGCUAGACCUGGUCCAGCACCAGGAACCGAUGAUGAAGCUGGACCGUGCCGUCGAAGAACUAACAACAUCCGACAAGCAAAACCUGGCUGACGUGCGCAUAGCUACCUACAAAGAAGCUCUGCGCAAGGUUGGCGACAACGAAGCCAGUCAGAUCGAGCUCCACACGAAGCUCUUGUCAGAAGCGCAGGCGCACUGGGACAGUGAGAAACUCGCGGCCAAAUGGCAACAUGUGCUCAGCAAACAUCCUCGCAGUGUCGUGCUCUGGUUCGGAUAUCUUGACUUUGCUCAAUCCACAUUUACAAAGUUCAAGUACGAGGACUGUCGCCUACUUGUCCGCGAAGCCCUUGCAGCACUAGGUACACAGAGCCCGUCAAAUCACUCGGCCACCCCGGAAGCUAGACUGCACUUGUUGGCGCGUCUGACUAGGAUGGCCCAAGAAGCCGGCUACCAGGAGCUUGCAUUGGCCAUCUGGCAGGCCAUCUUCGAGUUCAGUCUACUAACCCCACCCCAUCUCACCGCAGACAAGCUGCAGCAGUUUGAAGAAUUCUGGGAGAGUGAGGCACCCCGCAUCGGCGAGCCUGGCAGCAAAGGCUGGCGGCAUACAUCGAUCGACGAUGCGGCUCCUCCCGUGUGCUCAAUCACCUUGGCAUCACCCGGUCCCUCAGGUCGUGUGUGGGAGGGGUUUCAAGAACGUGAAGUUGAACACAUGAGCAAGCUUCGCUACCCCGGCCGCUCCACAGAUGACGUCGCCGAAGAGGACCCGUUCCACGCAAUCUUCUUCUCGGACCUGAAGGAAUACGUCACCGCCGUACCUACGGUCCCGGCUGAGCUGCUGGUAGACGCGUUCUUGUCUUUCUGCGGAUUGCCUGGCCUGGCUAGCACUACCCCUGCUGAGGCCUGGAGGGCCGAUCCAUUCAUGCGGAACAGAGCGUCUUACUCCAACACCACAGCCGAGAUGGACUCGGGAGGUCUCUUGUACCAGGAUGCGCUCUCGCGGUACUCCCAAUGUCCACUUGCUAGUUUCCAAAUGACAAAUCAUCUCCUAGUCCAGCAGCCGUUCUCUCUCGACACCUCCAGGCUCAGUCCGGACUUUGUCAGGAACCUCCUAAAGCUAUUGGCAACAAACCUUCCUGAACACGAGCUCAUUAGCGAGUACCUCCUGGCUUUUGAGUACAAGCAUUUUCCAGAUGAGGUGGCCAAGACUGCAAAACAGCUGCUUAAGGAGCGACCUUCGAGUCUCCGGCUCUACAACAUGUAUGGGCUGAUGGAAAGCCACAAGGGCAACUCCGCCAAGGCCAACCAAGUCUUUGGCGCCGCACUCAACAUAAACACUGCUUCCGCAGACGGCUUGGAGCUCUUGAGUAGCUACAUCUGGCAGGCUCUACUCACAGGAGAUACGGGUGAGGCGCUCUGGCGAAUUGUACGACACGAGGGCCAGCUCCCACACGUCCGGACGAUGCAGCCCGACUCCCAUCUCCUCGAGAAGACUCGCACUGCGUUGCAGGUUUCACUCGAGGACACACUCGUCAAGAAAGACUACGCAUCGGCGGUACUCAACACAGCCCUCCUUGCGCUUCUCACUUAUCUUUCCAGGAAGUGUGAUGCGAUGGCUGCCUUGGAAAUACACAACAACCUCAUCUCGUGGUUCGCCUCACACACGCUCUCCAGCUCAGCCCACGCGGAAGUUCACGCACAAGCCCUGGCGCGCUUACUCACCUAUCACGUUACUCACACCCCGAUCAUGAAGCCCGCGCUUCUCCGCACAGCCCUCGAACCGCUGAUUGCCACAUUCCCCGACAACACGAUCCUCCUGUCGACCUACGCCGCCAACGAAGCUCGGUUCACCAUCGAUGACCGUGUGCGCGGUAACAUGCACCGCGUGCUGAACACCUCGUCUGCUGCGAGUGUCGUAACAUGGGCUUUUGCAGUCCAUCACGAGACCUUGAGAGGCGAGAUGGCAGGCUCUACUUCACACUCUAUACGUGCUCUGUACAAGCGUGCCACAGAUCUCGACGCCAGCGGUGUGCACUGUCCGGCCCUUUGGAGGAUGUAUCUACUGUUUGAAGUUCAGCAAUUGAUCAAGGAGCAGACUCUGCGGCCGAACAGGAGACCGCGUCGGGACAACAAGAAGAGCAAGUGGGAGAGCCGAGUGGAAGAGGCCGAGAAUAGGGUUAGAGACACCUUUUACCAGGGCUUGAAGAUGUUGCCGUGGUGCAAGGACUACAUUAUGCUAGCAUUCACCGACGCAAGGGAAGUGUUCACCGAAGAGGAGCUGUGGAGGCUGUACAGGGUGAUGAUGGAGAAAGAGCUGAGAGUGCACACCGAGCUUGACGAGCCGGACACUUGA